AAUCUCUAGACCUGUAUUACAUCACAUGCAUCUCUUACUUAUAAACAAUAAACUUCUUUAUUGUAUGUUUUAGGGAAUAAAUAUAUGAGUUUGAUGUCAUAUCAUGUUUUUUUUUUUGUUAUCUUCAUACUUUUGUGUUGCGUUUCUGUUGAUUCUCCUUUUAUGUAUCCUCUCGGCUCUCUCGUUAAUCUUUUAUUACAUAAACUCGUGCAUCAACAUAAACACAAAACAGAAGCAUGAAGAUGAAUAACAACGACGGCCAACAUAAUAAAACGGUGACAUUUCCUCGAAAAAGCAUCGUGAAGGCUACUGUUUUCAUCGUCGUUCUAUUCAUUUCAGCUGCUAUCUUAGACUUACUGGGCUAUCUCGAUUUCGUGGGUUUUAAUAUCACCUUACAUUCUUGGUUUAUCUUUAAUAUAAAUCGCAGUAGUUAACGUUAAUCAUAAUCAUAAUUUGUCUUAUUGUUUUGUUUUAUAGAAUGCUUUUGCAGGUUUAAAGCUAACAACAAAGACAAAAGAACCAAAUCCUUACGGAUGCGACUUCGUACAGAACCAAUCAAGUCAAACUCCUAUCUCACAAAACCGCAAAUCGAGAUUAAACCCCAACAACAGUUCAAAAUCAUCCACGUGUCCUUCUUAUUUCCGUUGGAUCCAUGAAGAUCUACGGCCAUGGAAACAAACGGGGAUAACUAGAGGGAUGAUCGAAGAAGCGAGUAGAACGGCGCAUUUUAGAUUGGUGAUCCGUAACGGGAAGGCGUACGUUAAGAGAUAUAAGAAGUCAAUACAAACAAGAGAUGAAUUUACUCUGUGGGGAAUCUUACAGUUGUUACGGUGGUACCCUGGUAAAUUACCUGAUCUCGAGCUAAUGUUCGACGCUGAUGAUCGUCCCGUCGUCCGAUCAGUUGACUUUAUUGGUCAACAGAAGGAACCACCUCCAGUUUUCCGUUACUGUUCAGAUGACGCAAGCUUGGACAUUGUCUUCCCUGAUUGGUCCUUUUGGGGCUGGGCUGAAGUGAACGUAAAACCAUGGGGGAAAUCGUUGGAGGCAAUAAAAGAAGGGAACAGUAUGACGCAAUGGAAGGACCGCGUGGCGUACGCUUAUUGGAGAGGUAAUCCUUAUGUUGAUCCUGGAAGAGGAGAUCUUCUCAAGUGUAAUGCUACAGAACAUGAAGAGUGGAAUACUCGUCUCUAUAUUCAGGAUUGGGAUAAAGAAACAAAAGAAGGAUUCAAGAACUCAAAUCUAGAGAACCAGUGCACUCAUAGAUACAAGAUAUAUAUAGAAGGAUGGGCAUGGUCGGUUAGCGAGAAAUACAUAAUGGCAUGUGACUCAAUGACAUUAUAUGUAAAACCAAGAUUCUACGAUUUCUACAUACGAGGAAUGAUGCCAUUACAACAUUAUUGGCCAAUCAGAGACGAUUCCAAGUGUACUUCUCUCAAAUUCGCCGUACAUUGGGGCAAUACACACGAGGACAAGGCUCGUGAGAUAGGAGAGGUAGGAAGUAGAUUUAUAAGAGAGGAGGUGAAUAUGCAGUAUGUGUAUGACUAUAUGUUUCAUUUACUCAAAGAGUAUGCAACACUCUUGAAAUUUAAGCCGGAGAUUCCGUUAGAUGCAGAGGAGAUCACGCCGGAUAGUAUGGGGUGUCCCGCGACGGAAAGGUGGAGAGAUUUUAAGGCGGAGUCAAUGAUUAUAUCUCCUAGUGAAGAGUCUCCUUGUGAGAUGCUUCCUCCUUAUGAUCCUCUAGCUUUAAAAGAGGUUCUUGAGAGAAAAGCUAAUUUAACUCGUCAGGUUGAGUUGUGGGAAAACCAAUACUUUCAAAAUCUUACCAACAAACCUUAAAUUGUUUUGUUUUUUCCUUCUUCGUUGACGAGAUCAACCGCAACCAAAUAGUUCAGUCGUGGGAGGAUCAAUACUCUCUUGAUUUGACUUAUAAACCUUGAUUUUUUUUUCUAUCAUCAUUAACCAUUUGUCGAAUAUACUUUUCAAAGUAUACUUUGUUUAUGGUCUUGUUAUAUGCUCAUCUCAUUGAUCCUUUUAAAUUAGAUUAUCAGAAGAGAUAUGUAAGUCUUUCGAAUACAUCUACAUUCUAGCUCGUAUAUAAAUAAGAAGAAGUGAAAAAAAUUUAAACGAUUUUUG
Messenger RNA from Arabidopsis thaliana (thale cress), 2133 nucleotides. RefSeq names its product O-glucosyltransferase rumi-like protein (DUF821). The record is from RefSeq and is marked reviewed. Bases 697 to 1836 code for a protein of 379 amino acids. The transcript has 5 exons. Lineage: Eukaryota; Viridiplantae; Streptophyta; Magnoliopsida; Brassicales; Brassicaceae.